This is a messenger RNA of Terrapene triunguis (Three-toed box turtle), 446 nucleotides long. Its product is annotated as monocarboxylate transporter 13-like. Gene Ontology annotation, biological process: monocarboxylic acid transport. The transcript is spliced from 2 exons. The annotation marks the transcript as partial. The record is from RefSeq and is a predicted model, not a curated record. Gene Ontology annotation, molecular function: monocarboxylic acid transmembrane transporter activity. Lineage: Eukaryota; Metazoa; Chordata; Testudines; Emydidae.
CCACAGCGCCCCCUGGUGGGAGAGGCCGGGACUGGAGGACCUGUACUCCAGGGUAAAAGAGCCUUUUCUAAUACCCCUCUUUCUCCUGCAGUGAGCCUCAAUGCCGGUGGUGCACCCUGAACCCCCUGACGGGGGCUGGGGCUGGAUGGUGGUGGUGGCCGCCUUCUUCCAGUCGGCGCUGGUUUUUGGGGUGAUCCGCUCCUUCGGCGUCUUCUUCAUGGAGUUUGUGGGGUACUUCGGGGAGCUGUCCGGGCGGGUGUCCUGGAUCACCUCCAUCGGGAUCGCGGUGCAGCAAUUUGCUAGUCCGGUGGGCAGCGCACUCAGCACCCAGUACGGCGCCCGCCCCGUGGUGAUGGCCGGGGGCCUCCUCUCGGGGCUGGGCAUGCUCCUGGCUUCCUUCGCCACCAGCCUGACCCACCUGUACCUGAGCAUCGGGCUGCUCUCAG